AUGUUGGAACAAGAUACAUCACAUCACAAACCUCGUAAUUAUUGUAUUGCUAAAAAUUACCUCACGGUCAUUUUGAAGAUGUCUCAGACCACAAACCCAGAGGAAUCCAUCCCAAGAGAGAAUGAGCCAGAAGAACCAACUCCAGAUCCACAAAGUGAUGAAUUGCUUGAAGAGGAUGAAGAUGUUGCACCUUUGAAUGAUGACGACGACUACGAUUAUGAUGAUGACGACGACGAAGAUGAUGACGAUUACGACUACGAUGAUUAG
Ogataea philodendri is the source of this 267-nucleotide messenger RNA. RefSeq lists its product as uncharacterized. The record is from RefSeq and is a predicted model, not a curated record. Bases 1 to 267 code for a protein of 88 amino acids. The transcript is spliced from 2 exons. Lineage: Eukaryota; Fungi; Ascomycota; Pichiomycetes; Pichiales; Pichiaceae.